Messenger RNA from Cloeon dipterum, 3394 nucleotides. Its product is annotated as serine/arginine repetitive matrix protein 1-like. The coding region runs from base 187 to 3066 and encodes 959 amino acids. Lineage: Eukaryota; Metazoa; Arthropoda; Insecta; Ephemeroptera; Baetidae. The transcript is spliced from 13 exons. Gene Ontology annotation, molecular function: protein binding. The record is from RefSeq and is a predicted model, not a curated record.
UCUCAUUCAGCGGCGCGACCUGGUCCCGGCGUGAGCUCAGGUGACGUCCGUCCGCUCGUUCGUUCGUCAGGUGCCGUCACGGGUGCUGCACCCCGCCGCUUACGUGAUUUUCAGAGCAGAAUUCGGAUUAAGAAAAGUGAGCAACAUCAUGUGCGAUCGUCGGCCCGCUAAUUACUCUCUUAAUCAAUGCAACUAACAAACUCCGGGUUGCCGGACGGAAGGGAAGCUGUUGCGCAGCGCGAGCAGAGCACCAUGCAGACCAAAAACGUGAACCAGACUCCGUUGAACAACGCUGUCGUCGUGCUCGAGAAAAACCACGCGAACAGUCAUCAUCAUCACCACCACCACCAUCACCACCACCAUGAGCACGCAGCUCAGCAGGCGAAAGAAGUUUCGCCAACAACUUCGCAGCACGUCAUAAUCAGCCCGGUCGCACCUUCUCUUUAUUCGUCAGUGAGUCAGCCGCUGUACCUUCAGACGCCCGCGCCGCCGCUGCCCCCUCGCGUGCCGCCGUCGAAGCAGCAGGGCCUCCUGAUCGUGGCCCCCAGCGCCGGGCACAGCGCAGGCGCAGCCAACCUCAGCCAGGGCGGCUCUUUGGCGGCCGCAGUCUCAGGCGUAGACUUGGACGGCUAUGGGCCCUACAAGCCGGUGCCGCCCCCGAAGCCACUGCCCCCGACCGGCUUCCAACCGCCGCCGUACCGCAUGCCCCCGCAGCACCCCGAGCAGCACGAGUUGCCUGGAGCCAUGAUGCAGCCCGAGCAACCCCACCACGGCUCUGCCGCCCUCCAGACCCAUUCCAACAAGUUUCCUAUUGAACGCGAGGUGAUUGUGACCGGCGAGAAGAGUUCGAGCACCUUCAAGGCGCGCAUCCUGCCAGAGUUCCGCGGCCAGUCGGGCGGCCCGACCACGUCGCGUCUGCAGCCUGUGCACUCGCCCCGCGGGCAGCACAGACCUCCGCCGGGGGCCAUCGCGCCCGACGCGCCCACCAGGCAGCUCGCGUGGACUCAAGACUCUGUUGUAAAGAGAUCAAGCUGUGACGCGGAACAGUUGCUCCUGUCUCGCGGCGCCACCGAGGACGAAAUCAACCGUCAACGCCAACUGUUCAAGGCACACACGAUGCACGACGUGUCCAGAGGCCCACCGCAAGACCCGUACAGCGUGUACGCGAGGAGUCCCUACCACCCCGGAGGCGGGGGCGGCGAGAACCCCUACAUGUACCGGCAGCCCGAGAUGGUGAUGCCAAGGGGCCACGAAGGGCGCACGCAGCCCGAGAUGGUGCCUGGGGUGGUGUUCUCGACGCCGACGCCCCGUCCGCGGCCGCCGGCCGAGCAGGAGCCGCCGCAGCACCGGCCCCCGCCGCCCCCGACCUCCGCUGCGGCCCCCGAGACCCCGUCGAAAAAGUUCCCAGCUAAGACGUACCACACGAUCAAGGACAUGAUCUCGACGCGGUUCGGCGCCAAGGAGGCGCCGGGCGGCAAGGAGGACGACGGCGGCUUCGGCAGGCCGGCCGCCGAAGGCAAAAGCGACGAGCCCAUCUACAACCAUCACCAGGGCGGCGUGUACACGGCGCACCGGCUCAAGGCCCGCGAGGCCGGCGACGGCGGCGGCAGGGCCUCGGCCGGCAGCUCCGACUACGAGAAGCCCAGCAGCGCCGGCGGCGACUCGGGACGCGGCCCCUCGGCCAAGGACACCAGCACAGAGUCCAGCUGCAGCCCGCAGAGCAGGCAGGACAUCCAAAAUGGAGAAUCAGAGUGGGUCGACAUGGAGAGCGAGCUGCGGCAGAUCCUAGAUCCGAGGACGAUGCACUUGGCGCCUCCGACGGCAGCACCCAGGAUGGGCGCCAACUCGAACCUGAGCGAGAGCGUCGGCUCCAUGACUCCCCCUCUGCCUCCCCUCAGCCCUUCAGGAUCACCAUGCGUGACACCGAAAGCGUCAAGAAGCUACAAGAAUCAACCAACCCAAAGCAGUGUGAGCCAAAGUGCAACGAAAAGUGCGGCCAAAGCAAGCGGCAGUAAAAGUAUUCAAACGCCCAGAAACGCGAUCCAGACCCCGAACGGUCCGCAGAGGGGCUGGAACAGGCCGAAAUCGAUGCAGGCGACCCCUGUAGAAAAGAGCGGCAGGAGUGCCAAAAAGGAGCAGGCGUCCCCUAUGAAGAGCAGCUCGAAAAUAGUCAUGAGUCCCCUGCACACGUUUGGACCACCGGACAGUGCUGCCGACAUGACUUCAACCACGACUGGGCUCGAUUUGGACUCUGUUCUCGACGGCCAGACUGAAAACACGAGCGAUGAUGACGAUGACGAGGAAGAGGACGACCUGAGCACCACCGUGGACACGACGGACGCGCAGGCCAUCCGCAGACAACUCGAGGGCCUGGAGAAUAUGUACUCGGAAGUGCUGAAGAUGCUUGGAGUCAAGAAAUAUACCGGUGGAGGAAGAUACCCUGCAGACACGAGGCCCAACAGGCGCAGACUCUAUGGAUCCAUGUCCUCCCUGCCGUCCUCGGUCAGUAGCAGACCCGUCAGGGAACGUAGGGGUAGACAGGAUGAGCGAAAAAAGGUUAAGGAUAUUAAGGGAAUAAACAAGAGGUUCCAAAGGCUAGAAUCCCACGUUGUUACCUUGGCACGAAGUGUCGCACACCUAUCAUCAGAGAUGAGGACGCAGCAUCUCAUGUUGCAGGAAAUUGAAAACAUCAGAGAAGAGGUGGCCAACUUACGGGCGACCCAGCCCGCGCUCAGAGGUCAUUCGGCGCCGAGAAUCACUUCCCUAAAAAAUUAUGAACCAUCCAAUCCACUCGGCACCAACGAAAGGAUCAAAAAGCUAACGAAAUUCUUUGGCGACGAGCCACCGUUGCUCCGACUGUUCCUCAGAAAACUCGGAUACGAGAAAUACGCAACGAAUUUUGAGUCAGAAAAAGUGGGUCUGAUGGAGUUGCCGUACGUGAGCGAAGAGCGUUUGCAGAAGAUGGGCAUCCCGCUGGGGCCGCGCCUCCGCAUCCUGCAGGAGGCGCAGGUGGCCGCCAACGCGUGCGCCAAUCAGGACUCGACCUUCAGCGUGUACGUCGUGUAAAGUGCUCAAGGACCGAAAUUAAAACGAAUUAAGAGAGUGUGUGACUUUGCAAGAUAGAGACACAGUGUUCGUGAUCUCUCUCGAAGGUUUCUUCACAACGAAGCAACGCAAGCAGCAACCCCCCACGAAAGAGUCCUCCGCCCCCGUCUGCAGCUUGCAGACUGGACUGGAGCAGGGACGGGCUCUUUGGCUACCAAAGCACCAACAAAAUACCUUGUAUCGUGUACAGAACAGACAAAUUAGUGCUCACUGAUGUUUAAAUUCAACUCUUUGUUAGAUAUCUUAAUCAAAUAAAUUUAUUUUGAGAUAUACACUUUAUUAAAAAAAA